AUGCCUCCAAGGCUCAAAUGUCCCGGCUGCAGCAAAGACACUUUUACAACGAAUCGCCAGCUCUUGAAACAUCGAGAAAAAUGUGAUCAAGACAGAGCACGGAAGGUUGUACCAGUGAAACGCCCCGGCGCUCCUGCAGCAGAUGUUUCUGGGAGCUCAAAACGCAUCCAUCUCGCUCCACGAAGCGAUCUAACAGCGCUACCAGUCGCGUCCAGCAGCGGUUCACAUAACACGGCACCGAUCGAUAUAGAUGGCGACUUGCGUAUAUCACCCAUUGAGGACAGUGUCAAUGCCAUGAUCACAGAGGACAGUAUUCUACCCGCCGCCGAAGUGCUCCGUUCUCGACGUUCCGGUCGCCCUAUACGUGCACCAAAACGCCUAAUCGACUAUGUACCGGGUCUUGAAGCCAAGAAGAUGUCUCAUAUUCCGACCCCGAACCCAAUCGAACUUCCGCAACCGCCUGCACCUCUGCCUCCCGCCUCUGAACCACUCACGCCACAGCGACCUGCUCCCAUACCUGUCACGACAACACCGAACGAACUCGGCGUCUAUCGCGUCUAUCCAAACAAGCCGUCCCACAUACCCGAGCUCGGGGCGUCCCUCGACAGUAUAUGCGAUACUCCAACACUCCAACACCCAUCGAUUGCAUCGGCAACCACGACUUCUACUGGUGGCGGUCUCUCAUCCGACCUUCCUUCCGACUCUGACAACCCUUUUGCACCGUUCGAGAACCUAGGCACAGCACUUAUGAUGUACUGGCACUAUUCGGGUCCUCGAGUCAAAUCGGGACCGGAGACGACGCGACUCAGUAAGCUGGUUCAACAUUUUCCGGCGAGCGACGUGAAGGACUUUAACUUCGCCCGUGAGAGUAAGCGCCUCGACAAGUACCUUGAGGAUAGUGCCAAUCCUCUACGCUCUGACAGCGGCUGGAUUGAUUCGUCCGUGACACUGCGAUUGCCAUGUGCAAAGGUAAAGUGGGAGUCCGAAGAAUCCGCGCCUCCUUUGAUUGUCGAGCAUAUUCGUCAUCGGAAGAUCCUCGACAUAGUUCGUGAGGUCUACGGAGACGAGGCUAUCGCUCCCACUCUGCACACUACCCCAUUCGAGCAAUAUAUACAACCAGAGGAGCCCGGUGGUCUAGACGAGCGGAUUUACGGCGAACUGUACUCUUCCCCUGCUAUGCUCGAAGCUCACGCUGCGAUCUCCUCUCUUCCGCGCCUUCCUGGCGACUCUGACUCUUGUGAAUACAUCGUCGCACCUUUGCUUCUGGGAUCGGACGCAACACAUCUAGCCCAAUUCGGCGAUGCUUCGCUGUGGCCCUUCUACCUGAGGGCUGGCGCUCAGUCAAAAUACACGCUGGGCAAGUCAUCUUCUCAUUCAUGUCAUCACCUCGCCUACAUUCCCUCGCUUCCUGAGACAUUCCAGGACACAUAUCGACAGGCCUACGGACACAGUGCCAAACCCGAAGUCCUCACGCACUGCAAGCGUGAUCUCUUCCAGCUUAUCUGGGACCUUCUCCUCGAUCCUGAGUUUCUUGAGGCAUACAAGAAUGGUAUUCUCGUCCGUUGUGGCGACGGUAUUGUUCGCCGCCUCUUCCCUCGCUUCUUCUCAUACUCUGCGGACUACCCAGAGAAAGUUCUCAUCGCAAAUAUCAAGAACCUCGGCACUUGCCCCUGCCCAAGCUGUCUCGUCAAAAAGCAAGACAUUCGGAAGGUCGGCAUGAAGUCGGAUAUGCACACCCGGCAGCAGAAGACUCGCAUCGACAACCACCCUCGCCGGGUCCAGGUCGAGCAUGCCCGCCGUGCGAUCUACGAGUCUGGAGUGCCAGUCAACGCUGCCAGCAUAGAUGAGAUAAUGCAAUAUUCUACCGUUCCUAUCCGUAACGCAUUUUCCAAGCUCGACCAACUCGACCUCCUCGAACAGUUUAAUUAUUAUGUUCUCUUACUAGUCGACCUUCUACACGAGUUUGAACUCGGUGUCUGGAAGGCAAUAUUCACUCAUUUAAUUCGUAUCAUCCUCGCUCUCAAGGAAGGAAAGGAGGAUAUCCUGAAUGAACGUUACCGACAGGUGCCUACUUUUGGUCGUGAUACGAUACGGCGUUUUCAUCGAAACGCGUCCCUCAUGAAGAAGCUUGCCGCGCGGGAUUUUGAGGAUCUUUUACAGUGCGCCAUCCCAGUCUUUGAGGGCCUUUUCCCCGACGAACACGACAAAACUAUCUCUGACCUCCUUUUCGACCUUUCAUCAUGGCAUGCAUACGGAAAAAUGCGCCUUCAUCUAACGUCUACCUUAGCAGAGUUCGACAACAUCUGCAUCGAGGCUGGGAACUCGCUGCGAAAGUUCACAGACAAAACCUGCACUUAUUUCACAACAUUCGAGCUGCCACGAGAGGCUAGAGCCCGGGCGAGACGCGAGCUUCGAAUAGCAGAACGCGCCGCCGCCGCCACGAAUACCACCUCCGACUACUCGACAACUACUGUCACUACGACUCAGCCUGCGCCACCACCCACCGUCGCCACAUCCAAACCCAAACCGUUCAAUCUAUGUACCUACAAGACACACAGACUAGCUGACUACCCUGAUGCUAUACGAUAUAUCGGAACUACGGAUAUUUAUAGCACACAAUGGGUAGAAGUGGCACAUCCUAUUUCAAAGCAACGAUUCCAACGGACCAGCAAGAACAAUUUUGAGAAGCAGCUAGCUCAGCAUGAAGCCCGUGAACGAUUCAUGCGGCGCCUGUACGCGAACAUAAUCAAGGAGCACCCUGAGAUCGCGGGUGCUGAUGUAGAACGCAGUGUAGAACGCGAAACCGGCGACGAAGACCCCGCCUCCCAACAAGUCAAGACAACCAAACGUCGUCGCAAGCGCAAUUCAAGAACCGACGAGCCUCUUCCGUACACAAACCCGGAGGAUCAUCACCACAUUGCGCAAUCUCAAAGGGAUGUCGUCGAGCUCGAUACCUGGCUAGAUGCACAUGGUGGUACUGAUCCCGCCCUCAAGGACUUCGCUAUCCGUUUCAUAGAUCAUGCAUAUGCACGGCUUAUGGGCAUCGAGGAGCGUGAGUUCUCACCUGAAGAGCGCGAUAACAUCGAAAUCCAGAAAAACCGCUUCUAUCGCCACCGUCGUCUUCGCAUCAAUUACACCACCUACGACGUUCGUAGAGCUCAGGACUCCAUCAAUCCUCGAAAGCGUCGCGAUAUCAUGGUGCUUUCGAACGACGAGCGGGAUGGCGCACAUCCAUAUUGGUAUGCACGCGUCAUUUGCGUGUUUCAUUGCAUGCUACGCCACCGUGGCCUUAACGGCGAAGCGGGGGACUGGCAGCGUUUCGAGUUCCUGUGGGUCCGUUGGUAUACCGAUCCCGUCAACGACUACGGCUGGGUGAGGAAACGCCUUCCUCGUCUCCGCUUCGUCCACGAAGAUGUACCGGAUGCCUUUGGCUUCGUCAACCCGGCUGAUGUUGUCCGCGGCGCACACAUCAUUCCUGCGUACCACUAUGGCCGUACAUCCACACUCCUCGCCAGUCCUUCACUCGCUCGCUCCCAUGGCAAGAACAUCGAGGACGAGGAGGACGAUUGGGACUCCAUGUACGUGAAUAUGUUCGUUGAUCGAGAUAUGGUUAUGCGUUUCCGCGGCGGUGGUGUAGGGCACAGGAGCACUAGUUCAUGCAACGAAAGCCUUCGACUCGAUGUCCCGGCAGCCGGUGCAUUGUGGCAGGAUGAUGAAGGAGCCGAGGAAGUCGGAGUCGUACCGGAAGCGGUUGGGGAAGACAUUCCAGGAGAAAAUGAAGAGGGUGAGGAAGAGGACAACGAGAGCGACUCAGACGAAGAGGAUUCUGACGAUGACGAGGAUUCCGAUGACGAAGGAGGGUCAGGCGAAGAGCCGGACGACGGCGACAUCCUAGCAGCCGCCGGUUUUGACUCAUACUAG
Messenger RNA from Stereum hirsutum FP-91666 SS1, 3921 nucleotides. RefSeq lists its product as uncharacterized. NCBI's taxonomy places the organism in Eukaryota, Fungi, Basidiomycota, Agaricomycetes, Russulales, Stereaceae. The transcript is spliced from 11 exons. The record is from RefSeq and is a predicted model, not a curated record. Bases 1 to 3921 code for a protein of 1306 amino acids.